This is a messenger RNA of Symbiodinium necroappetens, 2766 nucleotides long. The record is from the annotation of a GenBank genome assembly. NCBI's taxonomy places the organism in Eukaryota, Dinophyceae, Suessiales, Symbiodiniaceae.
CAGACAGUGACGUUUCAGAUCGUUCUGAAAAACCCUUCUGAUAAGAAAACCAUUCGACCGGCAGUGGGAGCUGGCGGAAGAUUGAGCAAGGGCGUCGUUUUGUGUCUGCACAAAGAGCUGAGCCAGGGUGCCCUGCUUGAAGACUCGGCCGUUGUCAGUGGCAAUCCGACCGCAACAGAGGACAUCAGUGGCCAAUUUCUUUUGAGCAGCUUUGUGGGCAAUGUGGAGGAGUUGCAAACGAGUGUGAGAAAAUGGCAGUCGACAAGUCUUUUGUGGAGCUUCCGAACCGCAGCCUUGCAGCAAGGCGACCAUGCUCAAUACCACGAGCUCUUGGAUGGCAUCGUAGCGGCUGGUGCCUUUGAGAACAAUGAACAGAGCUUGGGCUUCACGGCCACGCAACAGCAACUGCCUUUGCUUCGAGAACUCCAAGGGCUGGGUCUGGCUUCGAGCGCUGGACGUGAAGACAUCCGCUGGCGUUUGACAGAGAGCGGCGUCAGAAAUCUGACAACGUGCGCAAGACUGCAGGAUCCUGUGAGGCUCUUUCAGCCUCGGGAGCUCCCGAAGCUAGAAGAUUGCACGCAGUAUGAGCUUAUACUGGCCAUGCAAGAACAAGGGUGGGAGUGGCAGCUGUGGGUGCCACCUUCACGCAGGACUCGCAGAAUGGCUCUUGCUGGUCGUACUUUCGAGGAGUACAAGCCUGGAAACCCCAAGGUGUGGUAUUCGAAUGAAAGCCCAUCGCAGUCCUAUCUCCUUGUUCUCUUGCAAGCAGAGCGACUUGUGGCAGCUGGACUCCCUGCCGUUGCUCACGACCGUGAUGACAAAGCUUACAAGGCGAUCUUUCGAGGAGAUUUUACCGAGGAGCUUGCGAAACGAGCAGAUAUACCGGCGGAAGUUGAUGCACUCGAAGACUUGGAGGAUGAUGGUGGUGGUGUGGGCGACGUGCCACACCUAGGGGAUGAUCCAUCUGAGCCAGUGGCAUUGCAGGCUGAGAAUGAGCUCCCUGAUGAAGCGGCAGUUUCAGAUGACGAGCUUAUUGCUGAACUAGAGAAGCUCUUGGAGGAGCAAGACCAAGAGAAUCUUCAAGACGUAAAUGCCGAGGGCAAUGGAGACGAACCUGAACACGUGGCGGUGGGAAAUCCGGAAGAGGAUGGGCUGCCUCGUGACGGCCCUGCAGCACCUGCGUCUGUAGAGGCAGCUCCUACAGCGGCUCGCCAUGCGCCAGCCAGAGGAGCUCGAGCAGUCCCACCAGUGGAGGGGCCGGAACUCGAACGUGGUUUUUUCGGGAUAUUCAAGAUCUCGAAGAAGAGUCAAGGCUUCGGGGGCUACCAAGCGAAUUGCCCUCAGACUUUGGGAGAGACCCUCUCCCACAACUUGAAGUAUCUUGCAGAGAUGACAUCGACGGUGCCGAACAUGGGCCAGGACACUGGCCAGGCUCUUGAGGCUCUGAGUGGUGCCCAGGUCGUUUUGACAAGCUCGUACUCCGGAACAGGCUGCUUUGAGGGAGUCUUCCAUCAAAUCAUGAAGCAGUUGAAGCAGACGUUUCCUGACUCGAGUGCUGGCGUGGCAUGCCAUGCGGCCACUGACAUUAACUCAGCGGCUCAGAUGUGUCUCUCAUCUCACAAGUCGUGCAUCCACCAUGUUUUCGGUGACAUUCUUGGUAGGGUUCCUCGAAGCUUUCAGCAACCUUUGAAGGACAUCGAAAGCAGUUACCUUGCUGAGUUCAAGUUUUUGCAGACGGAGCUGAAGUUGGGUCAGCUCACCAAGCCGGAGUUUGGGGUUGGAAAGCGAAAGCUGGAGCAAGGGUAUGUGCGCAAGCUGAAGUCGGAGUUGAGCCAAAUAGAGUUCAACGACGCAGAUUUCUGUCUUGUUCACCAAAAGCAGUGCUACAUUUCUCCACGGCAUGACUCGCGCUUUUCACAUGCAUAUUGGAUCGAGGCCUCUGGGAACACAUGCUGUCCUUGGAGUCGUAUGGGGGGACAGAAUGGGUGGUUGGACGUUGCCACUUUGCCCUUCCUUGUAUGGUGUUAUUCCACUCGGUUCUUCGAGCCUGAUUCGAUCUUGCAGGAGAACGUGGCGUGUUUUCCGGAGGAGGAGAUGUUCUCCAUCUUCCAGGAGAGCGGUGCCGAUGUCUUGAAGGACCUCGAGGCUCGUCCGUUGCACCCACUUGAGUCUGCUGGGAAGCUCCAGAGACAGUAUAUGAUGCAAUCAAAAGUGUUUUCGCCCACGGACCUUGGCAUCCCGUGCAAUCGUUUGCGGAAGUACACUGCAAUGCAUCUUAGUCCUUGGGUCAAGUGCCGAUUUGGGAUUUCGUUUGAGAAUCUCUUCUUUCGAGAGCUACGUGCAGAUGCAAGCAUCUAUCUAAAUGGUGUGCCUGCAGCUGAGCAUGGCAAAGAGGUUUUGGACAGGCUCCGUGCCUUCGGCAGGGAGGCAGCAGCAGGUCGUGUCGAUUCUGAUUCCCAUGCCUUGAGUGCCGGGGAUUCUGCUCGCCUAGAGUCUUGGGUGCACUGGGCCGGUAAGCAAGGCUUCCUGGACGAAACAGGCUGCUGGCGGCCAAAGUUUGCAUUGGCUGAUGUGACACAGAAUGCACAGUUUCGGCAAAGGUUGUGCGUGGAAGCGGCAAUGCCGCGCUUGCUGACGCACACACUGUUGUAUGACCUCGUUUCAGGGCGACUUGUCACUGCCUGCUCACACUGGCUGGCACAGGGCUUUCCUCAUCCUGCUGGCAGGGGCGUGCAACAGCAGCUGAUAGCUGCUUUUCCUUUUGAU